Penicillium nucicola is the source of this 705-nucleotide messenger RNA. It is a transcript of the gene erg2, whose product is annotated as C-8 sterol isomerase ERG2. The transcript has 2 exons. Gene Ontology annotation, cellular component: endoplasmic reticulum. Lineage: Eukaryota; Fungi; Ascomycota; Eurotiomycetes; Eurotiales; Aspergillaceae. Bases 1 to 705 code for a protein of 234 amino acids. Gene Ontology annotation, biological process: ergosterol biosynthetic process. The record is from RefSeq and is a predicted model, not a curated record.
AUGCCUUCCAAAUCCUCCAAGUCCUCCAGCUCCGGCUGUGGCUGCCGCUGCUUCUCGCUGAAGACCCUCAGCUUCCUCGCCAUCUUCCUGGCGCUCUUCUCCGCCGUCUACCGCUACCUCGACGCGCGCCUCGAGCAGUUCUACAUUUUCGACCCCGAGCAUCUGCACGACCUCUCCCAGCGCGCAAUCAGCACCCACGGUGAAGACACCCGCUCCAUCGUCAACUUCAUUGUUGCCGAGCUCGAGCAGAAGGUUGGCCCCAACUACCUCAGCACCGAUGAGGAGUGGGUGUUCAACAACGCUGGCGGUGCCAUGGGCGCCAUGUACGUGAUCCACGCCAGUAUCACCGAGUACCUGAUUAUCUUCGGCACCGCCAUCGGCACCGAGGGCCACACCGGCCGCCACACCGCCGACGACUACUUCAACAUCCUCCAGGGUACCCAGCUCGCCUACGUUCCCGGCGAGUUCAAGCCGGAGGUCUACCCGGCUGGUAGCGUGCACCACCUGGUUCGCGGCGAGGUCAAGCAGUACAAGAUGGAUGAGUCUUGCUUCGCGCUCGAGUACGCCCGUGGCUGGAUCCCUCCCAUGCUCUUCUUCGGCUAUGCCGACACCUUCUCCAGCACUUUGGACUUCCCUACCUUGUGGGCUACUACGCGCAUCACUGCCCGCGAGAUGGUCGGAAACUUGAUGCAAUUCAAGCUGUAA